AUGGUUUCUCUGGUUCACACGUGGAUGAGGAAUAUGUCUGAGAUGAUGCUGCUGCUGCCGAUAUUGUGGUUUUUACCUCUGACUGGAGCGGCUCCGUCUGUGGCCACCGAGCAGCUGGACACUGGGGUGGACUGGCUAAGCAAGUUUGGCUACCUCCCGCCCCCUGACCCAGUGACUGGUCAGCUUCAGACCAAGGAGGCCCUGACCAAGGCCAUCAAAGCCAUGCAGAAGUUCGGAGGGCUGAAAGAGACCGGAGUCUUUGACCAAGCCACACUGGGUCUAAUGAAAACACCCAGAUGUUCUCUGCCAGAUGUUUCUGAGGCUGAGGUGACAAUGGGCCGUGGGAAACGGAGCCCAGCUCCUCCGAACAAAUGGAACAAGAGGCAUCUAUCCUGGAGAGUGAGGACCUUCCCUAAGGAUUCGGCCCUACUGGGCAGGGACACUGUUCGAGCCCUGAUGUACUACGCCUUGAAGGUCUGGAGUGACAUUGCACCACUUAACUUCCACGAGGUGGCAGGAAGUGAUGCAGACAUUCAAAUCGACUUCACUAAGGCCGACCACAAUGAUGGAUAUCCCUUUGACGGGCCGGGGGGCACCGUGGCACAUGCAUUUUUCCCCGGAGAGAGGUUCACAGCUGGUGACACGCACUUUGAUGAUGACGAGGCCUGGACCUUCAGAUCUCCAGACUCUCAUGGGAUGGAUCUGUUUGCGGUUGCAGUCCAUGAGUUUGGUCACGCCAUCGGCCUGGUGCACACCUCAGCCAUCGAGUCCAUCAUGAGACCGUACUACCAGGGUCCUGUAGGUGACCCUUUGAAAUACGACCUACCCUAUGAAGACAAGGUCCGCGUCUGGCAGCUCUACGGUGUCAGAGACUCAGUGUCCCACACAAACCGACCAGGCAACCCCUCCCCGACGGCUGAACCGCCAGUCCUACUGGACCUUCCUGAAAACAGAUCUACAGUCAUGCUGGCGCGAGAUGCCCCUGACAGAUGCACCAGUCACUUUGAUGCCGUGGCCCAAAUACGGGGGGAGGCCUUCUUUUUCAAAGGGAAGUACUUUUGGCGACUAACUCGAGAGAAGCACUUGGUGUCUCUUCGUCCGGCUCAGAUCCAUCGCUUCUGGAGGGGCCUUCCCCCCAAUCUGGACAGUGUGGAUGCUGUGUAUGAGAGGCCUGGGGACCACAAAAUAGUCUUUUUCAAAGGUCUAAAGUACUGGGUAUUUAAAGACAAUAACGUGGAGGAGGGUUACCCUCGUCCAAUCACUGACUUUGGCCUACCCUUGGAGGGCGUGGAUGCAGCCUUCGUCUGGCUACACAACGACAAAACCUACUUCUUCAAGGACAGCCACUACUGGCGCUACGAUGACCACCUGAGGCGCAUGGACCUGGGAUACCCUAAAGACAGCACGCUUUGGAAGGGGCUGCCAUCACAACUGGAUGACGCCAUGAGGUGGUCUGAUGGCUCGUCCUAUUUCUUCAAGGGGAAGGAGUACUGGCGAGUGCCUGGCAGUGACAUGGAGGCCGAAGCAGGAUACCCCCGCCUCAUCGCUAAAGACUGGCUGCUGUGCACCGAGAUGCAGUCUGACUCUCCAGACACAGAGCCCAAAAGCACGGAGACGAGAGGCAACGUGCACCAUCGUCCAGACCACGCAGAGAAUGGAUACGAGGUGUGCUCCUGCACCUCUGAUACCGCUUCGCCUUUGGGCGCCCGCCCCUCCCCAUCUCCCAUGUGGCUGCUGCCACCCCUCUGGACGCUCUCGCUGGCCCUCCGCUCUGAACUGCUAUGAUGCCAAAGCACGGGACAAAGUUCUCAAGCUGGGUGCAAGAAAGAGACUCUUUCAGUGGAGGGCCAGUGGACACUCAGUCUGAAUACAAACUGGAAAAUUGUGUUUCUAUAAAUAUCAAUUGAUAUGUUUUAUGCUAUUAUUUUUCUGUUAUUUAUUUCACAUGCCAUUUGAUGGUCAUCUAAAGCGCCUUGCAGUAUGGGUAGUACAUACAUACAUUAUCAUAUUAUGACACAAGGGUAUAUCUAGUAGGCAUCAAUCCAGAGACAAUGACAAUGAGUUACACAGAACCACAAGUUCUGUCUCUUAGUUUUUUCUCGAAUGGUGAAAAUAUCUUAUCUUUGCAAGGAAGCUAAUUGCGUGGGACUGUUCAGAAAUGUGUUCACAACUCCCAUUACAAUUAUUUUUUUUAUUUUUUUUUCAUGUACAACAAGUUUGCAGCAAUAAUGAAUGACAUCCUGGGAUGUAGGCAGGUCAGUGGGUAAAUGGCUCGGUAGUACUCUAAGGCCUGUCCUGUAAAUAUUAAGCUAUAGCUAGCAGCCACUUAGCUUAGCUUGGCUUGGCAUAGCAUAAUGACUAGAAAUGGGAGCAACAGCAAACCAGGCUCUGUCUAUGGUAACAGAAAACUGAAGUGUAAAAACAACACAUUGUGGUUGCAGCUAUUUGCUGAUAAGUGGAUUUUGUUACCUUCAGACAGAGCAAGGCUAGCAGUUUCCCAUCUUCCAUGGUAAGCUAAGCUAACCAGGUCCCAGCUGCAGGCUUUUAUUUACCAUACAGAUUUGAGAAUGGUAUCGAUCUUCUCAUCCAACUCUCAGCAAGAAAGCAUAUUUCCCAAACUGUUGCGUUAAAUAGUGCCUGGUAAGUAGAAACUCCUGCCAGGCUGCUUAUUUCCUCCCAGUGUUCUCCACCAAUCAAAUGGUUAUGUUUCAGUUUACGUUGGUUACAGUUAUGACCGUGAUGGGGAUCUGAGUCUGAGUCCACCAGAGACAAGAGACAGUACGUUAACGCAGCCUGACAGGAAGAGCUGCCUGAAAGACUCAAAGCAGGGCAAAUAAUGACAUUCUCGAAUAUAGAUACAGCAGUUAGACAGGUGACUGACACCCCGGCAUGUAUCUAGGCAGACAGGCGAAAAGUACCCUGGAAUGUAGUGUAGAUAGAUAGUUAGGUUUACAGAUGAAUGGCCCCAUGGGAUGUUGACAGGAAGACAAAUGAAUGACAGACUGGGAUGUCGACAGGUAGAUGAAUGCAUUCAGGGCUGUAAACAGGUACACAGGCGAAUGCCAUCCGGUACAUGAAGCAAAGGGAACCCUGGGCCGUAGGAAGUGAGACAAACUUUUGUGUCACUUAACGCCAUUAUCCUAGCUUAAAUCCCUUACCUGAACUCCCACGCUCUUUGAGGAACUACUACUCAUGUAUCUCCAUGAAAUCAUUUUCAGCCCUGACACAGAAGCAUUCCCUGCCAUUAAAAGAGGCAGUAUUGGUUUUGUUGUAUUUUUUGUAAUUAAUAUGAAUAGAAAAGUGAUUCCAUAUCGCUUUUUAAUCAUAUUUGAAGUUCACCAAGCCUUUUUCCUCACCGCCAGACAAUUUCCUUCAAGUCAAGCUCUUUCUGGUGACUCGAUUUGUUCUCUGAUAUAUUUACCUUCAAUUUAAAUAUAGACACAGAUAUAUUUGGGUUGAGAUGUCCCAUGGUCACUGAGAAACCAUGUGGACUGUGUAUAUUUCAAGGUGUGUUUUCUAAUGUAAAAUAUUUUUGUAGAAAAAUAAAAGAAUCUGAAUGACUU
This is a messenger RNA of Micropterus salmoides (largemouth bass), 3563 nucleotides long. It is a transcript of the gene mmp17a, whose product is annotated as matrix metallopeptidase 17a. The transcript has 10 exons. Bases 1 to 1785 code for a protein of 594 amino acids. Gene Ontology annotation, biological process: proteolysis; extracellular matrix organization; collagen catabolic process. Gene Ontology annotation, molecular function: zinc ion binding; metalloendopeptidase activity. NCBI's taxonomy places the organism in Eukaryota, Metazoa, Chordata, Actinopteri, Centrarchiformes, Centrarchidae. Gene Ontology annotation, cellular component: extracellular matrix. The record is from RefSeq and is a predicted model, not a curated record.